AUGCCAUCGAUCAAGGAAUGCACGGUACUUGUUAUUGGUGGCUCAUCCGGAAUUGGUUAUGGAGUCGCGGAGAAGUGCCUUUUGGAGGGUGCAAAGGUCCAUAUAGCAUCUUCAAAUGCGUCUCGGGUGGGCAAGAGUGCUGUCGCUUUGAAACAAAAAUUUCCCAGUGCGGAGAUUACUGCACAUAUCUGUGACCUUGCUGGUGAAGACGUCGAAAAAAACCUGGAGCAUUUGUUUUACACCAUUGGCUCACUUGACCACAUCGUCUUCACGGCAGGCGACAAACUUGCCAUUCAACCUCUGGAAACCAUCAAUCUCCAUGCUAUCCGCCGGGCAGGCCAUGUUCGAUUCGCUGUCCCGCUCCUGUUAGCCAAGCUAGCCCCGCGUUUUCUCAACGCCGGUCCGAAGUCGUCUCUCACGUUAACAACGGGAGCUGGUUCGGAAAAGCCUUUUCCGAAUUGGUCGUUGGUUGGGGGGUAUCUGACUGGCCUUCAUGGAAUCACGCGGAAUCUCGCCUUGGACCUUAAGCCACUCCGGGUCAACCUGGUUAGUCCAGGGGUGAUCGCUACGCCUCUCUGGGGAUCUGAAGGGAUGCCAGAGAGUGUGAAAGAUUCUACGACCCUGGGCAAGGUUGGGACGGUCGAAGAAGUCGCCGAAGCGUACGUCUACCUGAUGAAGGAUACAAACGCCACGGGAGCCUGUAUUAGCGUCAACGCAGGAUCCCUUUUGCUGUAG
Molecule: messenger RNA, 735 nt
Organism: Aspergillus piperis CBS 112811
Lineage: Eukaryota; Fungi; Ascomycota; Eurotiomycetes; Eurotiales; Aspergillaceae
Product: oxidoreductase, short chain dehydrogenase/reductase family
Exons: 1
Coding region: 1-735 (244 amino acids)
Molecular function (GO): oxidoreductase activity
Source: RefSeq, a predicted model, not a curated record